UAUAAAACUUAGCAAAAAGACACGGAGGAUAUGUAGGGGGGGUUGGUUGCAAGAGAAAGGAGGGAGAAUUUGCCGACUGUGCAAGGUGUUGAUGUCGGUGCGUUUGAAAUUGAAUUAUAAAAUUGUGAUUGUGACGAUUUCCGUUACGAUUGCCAUCGAGUAGCGAACCGUUAUCCCUAAUUCCACGAACCAAAACUCAUUAAACGCAACCAGACAAGUGCGCCUCCCUGCAUCUGCCAUCACCAUACUUUUCCUCGCAGACAUUAACUCCAUAGUUCACACCUCACACCCAACUGCCCCUCAUUAAUCACCAGCCCCAACCCCAACCUCAAUCCUAAUCCUGUCUCCAUUUCAACUAUAAAUCCUCAAAAAACACAAAGCUACUAUCAGUACUUUUCACAAUGGCGAUGAGAAAUUACUGUUUGAGCUUGUUUACGGUGGUUUGUAUCGUGAUAUGCGGGAGCGGAAUCGGUGGUUCGGCGCAGUCGUUAGCCGACCAGUGUGCUUCGAAGCUACCGGAGGUGAUGACAUGUGUUGCGUUUGCGUCAGGGAAAGAGUCGACGCCGCAGAAGAAGUGUUGUGAUUCGGUGACGGAGAUGAAAGAGAGUAAUCCGGCGUGUUUGUGUUUUCUGAUACAGCAGAUCCAUAACGGAACCAAUCCGGCGCUUAAGUCCAUGAAUAUUCAAGAGGCUCGUCUUCUUCAGCUGCCUUCUGCUUGUAAAAUUGCUGGUGCAAGUAUCAGCGAUUGUCCAAAGCUGUUAAAGUUACCACCAAAUUCACCUGACGCAGCAAUCUUCAGUAAUGUAACUACUACACCCACCACUUCUCCAACAGCAGGAGGAACGACGUCGUCAACAUCUACAUCCCCUUCACAUGGGUUCAAGUAUGAAGCACCCAUGUUCCUAGGAUCCGCCAUUGUUUCUCUACUCAUGUUUUAUGUUAAUUUAUAUUAAAUAAACGGUUUUAAUUUGAGAUAAGCUCAUGAUCUGUGUCGGAUUUUGUUUUUAUGCAUACCAGAAACAUUUUUAUAUCUUUUAUUGAGGUUGUAGUAAUUUAUUAUGUUGUACUUGAUCAAUAGCUUCAAGAAUUUUUUUUAUAUUCCAAGUAAUAUUAAAAAGACAGGUACAAUUAUAAUAUAAUUUUUUUGGACUUGGAAAUUGAUAACAAAGUUUGUUGUAGAUUACACCACACGCUAGUCAAACAUACGUAUCUGCACCUCAUCUAGGCUGUCCACAUGGUCUACCUACACCAUGUAUUGACUACCCACAACAAGUAGCGACCCGUUCCCACCAGCUAACCCCUAUCUAGAUAUAUUUAUUUGGUCAUUUAGUGAACCUUUUUUUAUUUUUAAGGAAAAGACAGUGUAAUAUGAAUUUUUUAUUUUGUUUAUAUUUAGGUUUAUAAUG
Messenger RNA from Lactuca saligna, 1406 nucleotides. The record is from the annotation of a GenBank genome assembly. Lineage: Eukaryota; Viridiplantae; Streptophyta; Magnoliopsida; Asterales; Asteraceae.